Lasiosphaeria miniovina is the source of this 2433-nucleotide messenger RNA. Its product is annotated as tRNA synthetases class I (C) catalytic domain-containing protein. Lineage: Eukaryota; Fungi; Ascomycota; Sordariomycetes; Sordariales; Lasiosphaeriaceae. Gene Ontology annotation, biological process: cysteinyl-tRNA aminoacylation. The record is from RefSeq and is a predicted model, not a curated record. Gene Ontology annotation, molecular function: ATP binding; cysteine-tRNA ligase activity. The transcript is spliced from 9 exons. The coding region runs from base 1 to 2433 and encodes 810 amino acids. Gene Ontology annotation, cellular component: cytoplasm.
AUGGCGCCCAUCGUCGUCCACAACUCGCUGAAGCCCGGCGCGCCGGUGCCCUUUGUGCCCAAAGACGAAGGCAAGGUGUCCUGGUACGCUUGCGGCCCCACCACGUACGACCUGAGCCAUCUCGGCCACGCCCGCAACUAUGUCUCGACCGACAUCAUACGCCGAGUCCUGAUGCACCACUUUGGGUUUAAAGUCAACUUUGUUAUGAACUACACCGAUAUAGAUGACAAGAUUAUCAUCAAGGCUCGGAGGAAUCGGCUGCUCGAGCUCGAGAAAGACAAGCCCUACAGCCCUGAGCAGAUUCGCGGUCUCGUAUUCAAGACUUUCGUGGCGUAUGCGGACAGCAACUUGCCUCUCCUGCUAUCCGCAGGUGAUGCGGCAGGACUGGACGAGAACAACUACCAAGAACGAAAAGAGACGGCCUAUGGCCAUGUCCUGGCAGGCGGCACCCUCUCGGGGGAGGGCAAGCCCAGCGAUCCCGAGGCAAAGGUGAAGAUGCAUCUCAACAACAUGGAUUCCGCAGCCCAGUCUCUGAAAGCGGGAAGCUCAUUUGAAGGCGCCGAAGAGAUCCUCCUCCCGUACCUCGACUCGCUCUACAAGGAGACACUCGACACCAGUGACCAGACCAUCUUCACCAAUCUUACGCAAGCCAUGGAGAGAGCCUUUCGCGAUGACAUGGAGGCCUUGAAUGUUCUGCCGCCGGAUGCCGUGACUCGCGUGACCGAAUAUGUGCCGCGGAUUGUCACUUUCGUCGAGCAGGUUAUCAAGAAGGGGUUUGCGUACGAGGCCAGUGGCUCGGUUUACUUCGAUAUCGCGGCAUUUGAGAAGGCCGGCAAUACAUACGCCCGGUUGCGCCCAGAGAGCAAGAAUGACAAGUCGCUGCAGGAGGAGGGCGAGGGCUCCUUGUCAAAGACGCUUGAAGGGAAAAAGCGGUCGGGCGAUUUUGCGCUUUGGAAAAGAUCAAAACCCGGCGAGCCCUGCUGGCCGAGUCCCUGGGGCGCGGGUCGGCCUGGCUGGCACAUUGAGUGCUCUGUCAUGGCGUCCGAUAAGCUUGGUGACCAAAUGGAUAUCCAUUCUGGCGGUAUCGACUUGGCUUUCCCCCACCACGACAACGAGCUGGCGCAGAGCGAGGCCUACUUCCACGAAUGCGACAAGGGCGAGCACACGUGGGUCAAGUACUUUUUGCACAUGGGCCACCUCUCCAUUUUAGGGAGUAAAAUGUCGAAGAGUUUGAAGAAUUUCCAGACGAUUCAAGACGCACUUGCCACGACGUACACGUCGCGGAAUAUGAGGAUCGUGUUCCUAAUGGGCCGGUGGAACGACGGCGUGGAGAUAUCGCCCGACAUGCGGAAGCAGGCCGAUAACUGGGAGACCACGCUUGAUAAUUUCUUCACUAAUAUCAAGGCGAAGCUGUCUGAGGCGGCCGGGAUGCUAACGGACGGGGUCAAGGAUCUCUCAUUGGCUGCCACUAAAGGGGGUUUGUUCGAGGAACUGAAGCAGGCCAAAACCGACGUGGAUGCGGCGCUCAGGAACUCUUUUGACACUUUCACCGCCAUGCAGAUCAUCCUCAGGCUUGUCCGUGAUGCCAACAUCCACAUGAACGACAGGGCUGCAGAGCCCAACCUGCAGGCGGUCGAGGCGGUUGCGCGAUGGGUGACCAAGAUUGUGGGUGUAUUUGGACUUGACGCCGGCGCUGCGCCGCCCUACGAAGGUCUUGGAUGGACUUCUGCCAGCUCGGCGGCUGCUGCCAAUGUGGACCCGCAAACUGCCGUUAAGCCGUACGCCACCGUAUUCUCCAAAGUCAAGGGGGAAGUAGAAGCCUUCGGCCUUUCAGACACCUCGGUCCAGACCCUUCUCGAGCAGCAGGCGCCGGAGAGCGAAUUCACAGAGCUGGAGAAAGCCGGCGAGCGGGAUACGGAGAGGCUGGCCCUGCCGUUUAUCCGAGCGACGUCGCGUCUGCGCGAUGAACUGCGGGCAAUUGUUUCGUCUGCAACCCCCCUCGAGCCCAAAACCAAGCAGGCCGUCCUCGCCCUCAGCGACCGCAUCCGUGACUAUGACCUCACUGACCUCGGCGUCCAGCUAGACGACCAGACAGACAAGCCGAGCUUGGUCAAGUUCGUGCCGGCCGCUAAGCUCAUUGCGGCGCGCGAAGAAAAGGCGGCGCUGUUGGCCGAAAAGGCGAGACAGAAAGAAGAGGCGCGGAAAGCCAGAGAGAAGGCUGACGAGGAGAAGUGGGCCAAGGCCAAAGUGACCGCGCAAGACUUGUUCCGGAGCGAUGCGAAAUACCAGGAGUGGGAUACUCAAGGGCUGCCGACCAAGCUGGCCGACGGCAAUGCGGUGCCCAAGAGCCAGCUCAAAAAGCUGACCAAGGAAUGGGAGAAACAGAAGAAGCUGCAUGAGGAGUAUCUCACCAAGUUCGGCCCCGGGGCUUAA